CGGCCAUGGAGCCCUCGCCCAAAGACGGCGAGAGCGCGGCGGCCGCGGAGCCCAGCCGGGGCGGCACGGCCCCUUCCAGCGGCGUGGUGGUGCAGGUCCGGGAGAAGAAGGGCCCCCUGCGCGCCGCCAUCCCCUACAUGCCCUUCCCCGUGGCCGUCAUCUGCCUCUUCCUCAACACCUUCGUGCCGGGGCUGGGAACGUUCGUGUCGGCGUUCACCGUGCUGUGCGGGGCGCGCACCGACCUCCCCGACCGGCACAUGUGCUGCGUCUUCUGGCUGAACAUCGCCGCCGCCCUCAUCCAGAUCCUCACCGCCAUCGUCAUGGUGGGCUGGAUCAUGAGCAUCUUCUGGGGCAUGGACAUGGUCAUUCUGGCAAUCUCACAAGGCUACAAGGAACAGGGGAUCCCACAGCAGCUGUAGUGGCUGGGACAAGUAUGGUCAGAGGAACACGGCGAGAGAUUUCCUUUGGCAGCCGUGGGCCACGGACCUUUUCAUUACCCUUUGUCUCUCUUCUUGUCCCUUUUGUUUUGUCUCCUUGUGUCUGCCCGGUUCACUGCCCGUCCAGCGGAGCGGAGAUGCAGAGCAGCCGGCGCAGACUUGCACUGAUGCCCCUGAGCAGUGGAGAUGAGGCAAGCACGGCUUGGCUUAGGACUGGUCCCGGCCAGCACACGAGGAGGACGAAGGUGCCAGGACAAGGAAACACCCCUGGCAAAGGUGGCACCUGGGCAGGCAGCUGAACCAAGGGAGGGGGAGAUGCUGCUUUCCCUCUGCUCCCAGGGGGAGGUCGCUGAAGAUGUUUUGCCUCCUUUUUACGCUCGCUGUUAAAGGACGCCGGCUGUGAACAUCAGAAUGCCAAGGAGCUAUUCAUAGAUAUAUGUACAUGAUGUAAAAGCAAACCAGUGGUACUUUCCUCCUGCCCUGAGAUUCCAUCCGUGACUGCUUUGCAGUAGUGGAGGGUCCAGCCCAGCCCCCUCUGCUGUCUGUGUAUAUAUGAUGUUCACUGAAGCUCUGUCCCCACAGAUGUCCUGAGAAACGUGCUUGCUGUAAAUCGUAUUGUACUGCUGAAAUGACUCGGGCCAUCCCCUGCUUCCAUCCACUGCCACCAUGCAAAGACCAGAGCUCCCACUGGCCCAGGGGACACUUUUCCUAGCACAGGACUGGAGAGCCCUCGGGCAGCAG
Messenger RNA from Sturnus vulgaris (Common starling), 1178 nucleotides. Lineage: Eukaryota; Metazoa; Chordata; Aves; Passeriformes; Sturnidae. The record is from RefSeq and is a predicted model, not a curated record.